Molecule: messenger RNA, 831 nt
Organism: Rhinichthys klamathensis goyatoka
Lineage: Eukaryota; Metazoa; Chordata; Actinopteri; Cypriniformes; Leuciscidae
Gene: prelid1a
Product: PRELI domain containing 1a
Exons: 6
Coding region: 148-780 (210 amino acids)
Biological process (GO): phospholipid transport
Cellular component (GO): mitochondrial intermembrane space
Molecular function (GO): phosphatidic acid transfer activity
Source: RefSeq, a predicted model, not a curated record
UGACUGACCAUGACCUUCCUCUCGUCUGUCACGUAGUCGUGUGUGUAGACGAGACACGCGAAUGAUUGUGCAAUGUAGGAGUAGAGAAAUCACCUCGUACAACGACACAGUCUGUUUACUCUGGUUUUAGCAGGUUGAGCGGGAACAAUGGUGAAGUAUUUCAGCUGUACAGGCUUUCUGAAGAGUUCUUGGGACCAAGUGUUUCUGGCGUUCUGGCAGAGAUACCCCAACCCUUACAGUAAUCAUGUUUUAACGGAAGACAUCAUAUUUCGGGAAGUCACUCCAGACAACUGCCUGAUGUCCAGACGUCUCUUGACCAAAACCAGCCGGGCUCCUCGCUGGGCGGAGAGGUUUCUGCCCGCACACAUGGCCCAGAAGGCCUACAUCAUCGAGGACUCAGUGGUGGAUCCUCAGGGCCGGACCAUGACCACCCUCACCUGGAACAUCAGCCACGCUCGAGUGAUGAGCGUGCAGGAACGGUGUGUGUAUAAGGUGAACCCUGAGAACAGCAGCUGGACUGAGAUCGAGAGAGAGGCCUGGGUUUCCUCCAGACUGUACGGCCUCUCUAAAGCGGUUCAGGAAUUCGGACUUGCCCGGUUUAAGAGCAACGUUACCAAGACCAUGAAAGGCUUUGAGUUCAUCCUGGCCAAGAUGCAGGGUGACGCUCCCACACGGACGCUAGCAGAGACCGCGACAGUGAAGGCUCGUGAGACUGCGCUCGCGGCUAAAGUGAAGGCUAAGGAUCUAGCGUCUCAAGCGCAGAAGAAGCAGUAUGUAUGAUGAAGAAACACACGGCUCUUCCAGCGCUGACGGCUCGUGUCAUUCCCACAC